AUGUCCGUAUGUCCGAGAUUGUUGACUUUACCCCCACCAUUCCUCAUCUCCACCCAGCGUCUGUACUUACUUGUCACCAUACCCUUCCCGUUCUUGUGCAUACCUCAUGCUCCGUCCCAUCAAGAUCUGUAUCAUCUCCCGUCAUGUCAAAGUACGACAACCACAUAUCCUCUCCCGCCCUCUGGUAAGCUCAACUUUCCCAUCACCUGGAUUCGCGCUGAUCAUCAGAUCACCGGUCCACCACCUAACAUUCCUCCUAAGCACUACCAAACCCCCACUUCUACCCCUUUACCUCAUCCUACACCUCUUGAUCCUUCUUUCCAGCCAGAUCCGGAGACAGGUGAUGGGAAACCUUUGUAUGUACCUGGUAGUCCGGCCGAGAGACAUGCGAGCCAGGGACGAAGGAGUAGUCCAUUGAGACGAGGGAUGCAUGAGAGUUGGUGGGCUAAAGAAAUGGGGUGGUUUAAUGCCGUUGCUAAGACUAUACCUACGUUUAGGAUAUUGGACGAAGAGGGGAAUUUGGUAAAGGAUGGAAUGAUACCAGAGGUAUGUCAAACACAUCUCCAACUGUACAAAAUAAUGACCCUCAUCCCCGUUGUCGAUAAUGUUCUAUACCAAUCACAAAGACAAGGUCGAAUCAGUUUCUACAUGCAAUGUGCGGGAGAGGAAGCAGCCAUAGUUGGUAGUGCUGCAGCUAUGAGAAGUGGGGAUGAGAUGUUCGGACAAUAUAGAGAAAGUGCUGCCUUAUUAUACCGUGGUUUCCCCCUAAACUCCCUCAUGGCACAAUGUUUUGGAAACGUCGAAGAUCUAGGGUCAAAAGGUCGUAUGAUGCCUGUCCAUUAUUCAGCUCCUGAAGUGGGGUUACAUACCAUUACCAGUCCUUUAGCCACACAAAUGCCGCAGGCCGCAGGAGUGGCAUACGCUCUGAAAUUGGACGAAAAUAGACAAGGUGAUUGUGUCAUAUGUUACUUUGGUGAUGGUGCCGCUAGCGAAGGAGAUUUCCACGCUGCUUUGGGGAUGAACUCUGUCUUGGGCGGGCCAUGCAUUUGGUUCUGUCGCAACAACGGCUUUGCCAUUUCCACACCCAUCAUUGAUCAAUACGCCGGAGACGGUAUAGCCUCCAGAGGUCCUGCUUACGGUCUCGACACCCUCCGCGUAGACGGUAACGACGCUCUUGCCGUUCUGACCGCCGUCCGUGAAGCUCGUCGACGGGCGGUGGAAGGUCAAAAAGGUGUUUUGGUGGAAGCUAUGACAUAUCGAGUAGGACAUCAUUCCACCAGUGAUGAUUCGAGCAAGUAUAGACCCGUAGAGGAAGUACAAGAAUGGACCGUGGUGGAUAAUCCCUUACAGAGGUUUAGAGCGUUUUUGGUGAAUAAAGAAUGGUGGAGUGAGAGGGAAGAGAAUGAUUUGUUGAAGAAGAACAAAGCGGAUGUGUUGAAAGCGUUUGCGAGGGCGGAGAAAUUACCAAAGCCGAAAUUGGGAGAAAUGUUCAAUGAUGUUUGGGCGGUUGCCAAAGGAGAAGAAGUGCCUCAUGUCAUUAUUGAACAGAGGGCAGAACUAGGACGUUUGUUGAAGAAAUACGGUGAUGUUUGGGAACCUUGGAGAAGAGAGAGAAAACGUUAUGUGGAAGAAGGAGAAGACGUUAUGGAUUGUGCUAGUCGGGGGUCUUGA
Molecule: messenger RNA, 1671 nt
Organism: Tremella mesenterica DSM 1558
Lineage: Eukaryota; Fungi; Basidiomycota; Tremellomycetes; Tremellales; Tremellaceae
Exons: 8
Coding region: 1-1671 (556 amino acids)
Biological process (GO): branched-chain amino acid catabolic process
Molecular function (GO): oxidoreductase activity, acting on the aldehyde or oxo group of donors, disulfide as acceptor
Source: RefSeq, a predicted model, not a curated record